Messenger RNA from Papilio polytes (common Mormon), 2653 nucleotides. It is a transcript of the gene Rab5, whose product is annotated as ras-related protein Rab-5B. The record is from RefSeq and is a predicted model, not a curated record. Bases 314 to 955 code for a protein of 213 amino acids. The transcript is spliced from 6 exons. Gene Ontology annotation, molecular function: GTPase activity; GTP binding. Lineage: Eukaryota; Metazoa; Arthropoda; Insecta; Lepidoptera; Papilionidae.
GCUUUCGUCUGCGGCCGAUAACUUAUUGAAAAAAACCGUGAUUGUAGGUUCCACAACUGCGCCAAAUGAUCGCAGAUUAAAUGCCAUUGUUCAAAGUUUCUUUGUGAUUUCACUAUGAUAGCGCCCAAAGAUAACACGUUCUUGUUUACUGUUCUUAGGUGUUGUUCUUUAUUGCGAUUGUUUUUCACUUAGUCUCGAUCGCUUUAUUGUCUGAUGUAGAGGUUGUUUUUAAUUUUUUAUACAAUACAACGAUAUUUAAUAAUAAAUAAGUCAAUGGUUUCAAAUUGUGUUUUCGUGUCUCUGAUAGCAGGCGAUGGCGACAAACAGAAGCGGAGCGUCACAGAGGCCGAACGGUGCGCCCCAGACAAAGGUAUGCCAAUUCAAGCUGGUGCUACUGGGCGAGUCGGCGGUGGGCAAGUCCUCGCUCGUGCUGCGGUUCGUCAAGGGCCAGUUCCACGAGUACCAGGAGAGCACGAUCGGAGCGGCCUUCCUCACACAGACUGUAUGCCUCGAUGACACUACUGUUAAAUUUGAGAUCUGGGAUACAGCGGGACAGGAGAGGUACCACAGCUUAGCACCUAUGUACUACCGCGGCGCGCAGGCAGCCAUCGUCGUCUACGACAUCACCAACCAGGAUACAUUCGGGCGCGCCAAGAACUGGGUUAAGGAGUUACAGCGGCAGGCGUCGCCGUCGAUCGUGAUAGCGCUGGCGGGCAACAAGAGCGACCUCGCAGCCAAGCGUAUGGUGGAGUUCGAUGAGGCGCAGGCCUACGCCGACGAGAACGGCCUGCUCUUUAUGGAGACCAGCGCCAAGACCGCCAUGAACGUUAACGAUAUAUUCCUAGCUAUCGCGAACAAGUUACCAAAGAGCGAGGGCGCGGGCGGCGGCAGCGCGGCGGGCGCGCGCCGGCUGGCGGACGGCGAGCAGCCGCGCUCCUCCACCUGCUGCAAGUGAUACCGAGCCGACAAGUUGAAAUAUGAGGGCAUGGAUGGGCGUGGCCUGUGGUGAGCCCGCCCCCGGCCCCGCGCCCCGCCCUCGCCCCGCCCCGCGCCUCUAGCUCACUAAGGCUUUGGUAUUUGGCAAAUCUAUUUUAUAGCAUAGCAACACUUUUGUUCCAACACGACGGUGUUGCCACUUUAAUUUAGCUAAUACUUACCGCAUCUCGGUAAAUACAAAUAAAAGUUUUAUUAUAAUACGUAUAUAAUUUCAACAUACUAGCGAUGGUAUUUAUUGUUUAUAAUUUUUUAACGUUUCCUCGGUGUUGUAAAGUUUUUUAAAAAUGUUCGUCGAUACAUUUUCUGUAUAGAAAAAAUAUAAUAAAAUGUAUAUGAAUUGUUAAUUGUAACAGCUAAAUAUAGUUAAUGCGGGAUAGUUAGGGCUUUCUGCGAAAGUCGAUGAAAAUUCUACUUAAAUUGUAAACAGUAUGCAAUAUACAUGGCAACACUCGAUCAGUUAAACUGGCGCCGUGAGAUUAGGUAGUAAUUUUUAACUUUAUUAUAAUCGUUGAUUAAAUUUAACUGUGACACUGACAAGCGCGGUUUAACAUUGCGGCGGAGCGUCUCACAAUGCUACGGUAAUUAGGUAUAUUGUAAACAUAUUUGUAAUCGUAAAGUAAUAAAUAUAGUGUAAUUAUAACUCGUGUACCGCAGCGAGGAUACGCCUUUUGAAACAUCGUAAUUGCUUACAAAGUGCAAAAUAUUUUAGUAAUUCGUUUCUGUUGGCAAUUGUUGCUGUUGGAUAUUUAAAUUGUAUAAAAAAAUACGUCAAAAUAAUGAACUUUGAUAUGUAUUGAAUUUAAAUGUAAUGUUAGAAUCGCUAUUCCAAUUAGAACGCGUCCUUUAGCUCUUGGUGGAGGUGCAUUUAUAUGCAUGACACGUUUCCAUUGUCAUGUCACGUCACGUCAUGUCCCCGCCGCGUACACGCCUUUAAUUUAUCCCCACAAAAUGCUUUUUUACGUAAACAUAUGAAAAAUUACAUAGCUUCUAUUUUGUUUGUUUUAUAUUUUUUGCACUGCACUGUACUUUAUUCCCCCCCCCCACAGCCGCGUAUUUCCGCAUUGUUAAGUUCAAAAUAUGCAUAUAAUGAAUUAGUUGUACACGGCUCACUUAGAUGAUUAUAGUUUUAAAAAUUACUAUAUGAAAUGGACGAAAAUGUUCUAUAUAUAACCCUUAUGUAUAUGUGUAAUUAUGUACGCUGUAAGUGAAGUGUCACUCGGAUUUUACGUAGCUUUGUGUAGUUUUCUACAAAUUGAGAAAAUAUCGCAUUCCAAGGGAAGGAUGCCGGCGGCACACUAGCGCCGCGGAUGCAUCUGAACACUACAAUAGUUUGUAGAAAUAAAUCUUUGUUUAUCUGGCAACACGGAGCUUAAUCGCUUUUUGUCGACUGGCAAUACUUUUUUAAUUUCUAAUUAUUAUUAUAACAUUGUGUACGGUCAUGUAGUUUCCAUUUGUCACGAGGAUGAGAUGGAAUUAUUGAAAACAUCCUGCUAUUUAAAAGUUAGUAUCGAACAGCAUCCAGGUUAUGUUUGAAUAUUUGGACCUUGUAGACAUUUGUUUCAUCAUAAAAAUCACACAUUUAAAGCGUCAUGUGGUUUUAUUAGAUUUAGUGAAAUAAAUUAUAUAUACGGAAAGAUGACAGGUAACACCGAGACGA